AAACCACCAGCAACCAUUUGUCGCAUGUCAAGAUCAGAGUGUGAUCUCCCAGAAUUCUGCAAUGGAGAAUCUGAAUUUUGCCCAGAAGACAUUUCAGUACAAGAUGGAAGAGAAUGUGGAAAUGGAAAAGCGUAUUGCUAUCAUGCUCAAUGUCGUGAUCACAAUGACCAGUGUCGUAGAUUGUGGGGCGACAGUCAAAUGGGAUCUCUACAAUGUUUCAAAGACAAUGAGAGAGGCUAUCAGUAUGGAAACUGUGGUUACCAGCAGCAGAAACAGUCUUACAUAGCCUGUGGUACAAAGUAAGAAAUCAUUUAGGUUG
Limulus polyphemus (Atlantic horseshoe crab) is the source of this 319-nucleotide messenger RNA. RefSeq names its product disintegrin and metalloproteinase domain-containing protein 21-like. Gene Ontology annotation, molecular function: metalloendopeptidase activity. Bases 25 to 303 code for a protein of 92 amino acids. The transcript has 2 exons. Gene Ontology annotation, biological process: membrane protein ectodomain proteolysis. The record is from RefSeq and is a predicted model, not a curated record. Lineage: Eukaryota; Metazoa; Arthropoda; Merostomata; Xiphosura; Limulidae.